Schizosaccharomyces octosporus yFS286 is the source of this 1462-nucleotide messenger RNA. Its product is annotated as Swr1 complex subunit Swc2. The record is from RefSeq and is a predicted model, not a curated record. The coding region runs from base 337 to 1293 and encodes 318 amino acids. Gene Ontology annotation, biological process: regulation of DNA-templated transcription; chromatin remodeling. Lineage: Eukaryota; Fungi; Ascomycota; Schizosaccharomycetes; Schizosaccharomycetales; Schizosaccharomycetaceae. Gene Ontology annotation, molecular function: ATP-dependent H2AZ histone chaperone activity. The transcript has a single exon. Gene Ontology annotation, cellular component: nucleus.
CAAACUCGGCCGCAAAACCAAACCUCCACUAAUUUUCUAUGUCUUUUCAUUUUCAAUUUUUCGAUUCUGUGAUUUUAUUUUUUUUUUCGCUUAACUGAAGAUUGAAAUAAAUUUUUAUCACGGCCGUUGAUUAUAAACCACCAUCCGUCAUUGGCAACGAUGCUACAGAACGCAUACCAAACACCACAGCACGUUGAAGAUCGCAAUUCCACUAAGCAAGCACCGUGAGAGUAAGCAAUAUAAGAAAUUGAUGAAUUCAUUGAAAUAAACGAUUGUUAGCAACUUUCAUAUUGGUUUCAGUUUUCUAGAGAAAAAGCAUUCGCUCAGAGGAUUGCCAUGUCGGAAAGCGAGUCGUUGGUUGCUGGUCGCUCGAGACGAGCAAAUGCCGGUAAUAAGUUACGGGAUUUACUAGAAAAAGAACAUUUAAGGGCUUCUGUAGAAGAAGAAUCGGAAAAAGAAGAUGAAGAGUAUAGCUUCGAAAGAGAAGUCGACGCUGAGCGUGAUAUUGAUAUCUCAAGUGAAGACAGCGAAUCGGAAGAAGGUGAAGAAGAGCAGCAAGUGGAAUUAGCACAAAAAGAAGAGAAGUUGCUUCGUCAAGAAGAAAAAUCAGAGAAACGACGUUUACAAAGGAGUCGAAUCACCAACCUACAGAAAUCUCUUGGAACUCCCAAAAUAAGAGUACCAGAAAAGAAUGAGCCAGGAAUAGGAAAAAAAACAUACAAGAAACAAAAAUUGGAUCCUUCUUCUAGAAGGACUAGUUCUAGAAUGCAUACGAUUCGUAUGACACAAUCUACUGAACAUAGGCUGCAAGAAGCUCGGCCAAGAAGAAAGUAUACAGUUCAUGCCGGUGGUGAUCGAACAAAGUUUAGACUGACACAACAGCAACGAUUAGAAGAGGCUGCGAAAACAGAAGCUUUCAAUAUCGGUUCGUUGCGAAAUUAUGUCAAUUAUGAAGAACAACGAAAGCUUCGAUUACGAAGAAGUGCUGCAAAGCACCGACGGCUUCAAGGUCCAGUAUUGAAGUUUAUUACCAAAACAGAAUCCUCGGAAAACCAAAAAGAAGUUGGGAAUUAUUACGUGGCUCCUCCUGAACAUCCUCUUGGCCAAGGUCCAAUGGAGACAUCUCCUUUGCCGGAUAAUGUUCUUGCGGAAUGUGCAAUUACGGGAAAAAGAGCCAUCUACAUGGAUCCUUUGACAAGAUUACCCUUUGCAAAUGCUGCUGCAUUUCAAGAGUUACGCGAUGUUUACCGUCAAAAGUAUGCUUGGAGUGCAUUGUUAAACAUCUUUCAUUAGUGGCAUUUCUUUGUUGUUUUGUUUUUAUUUUAUGUUUUUUGAAUUGCAUAGCUUGUAUAACAUCUUACUUUAGCCUUCAUUAAUGGGAACAUAUUUAUAGUCAACGAGUGAAUAGAAACGGUUCAUGAUCUGAUGAUACAAAAAUAUUAAAAACGUAUAUUAAUAGGUG